GUAAAAUAUCGACACAUUAGCAAAGCUGGGGCGGUUCUAGACAAUCUGUUGCUAAUCUAAACGUAUUUUCUUUCAGUCUUAACCAGGCAAGAAAAGCGAUGACUAAAAGUUUAUAAAACGGGAAGAAAGAGAUGGAAAAUUGACAAAUUAAGCGUGUAAAUCAGUGAUGGUGGGCGCCAGGUGCCGUAAAAAAGAUAAAUUAAUGAUAUGAAAUGGAGGGAUAAAACUAAUCUAGAACCUGCCCUUGAGGAAGCUGCUAAAUACUGUACUAUGCCAGUUCAAAUCAUUUUUCUUCAUACUGGACAUUAAAGGGCUGUGCUUAGAUAUAAUAUGGAAACAUUUUUACAGAACAAGAUUUUAGUUUCCUUUUACCUAUUCUUCUUCUGCCUAUUAAAAGCGUUUGUCCCAGUGAGCGCGGAUGAGAAUGAGUUUCGUCUGAUCCGGGACCUAAUGGCUAGAUAUGAUAAGAGGAUCCGCCCCUCUGUCAAUCACACGAUCCCUACAACAGUCAACUUCAGUGUCGCUCUGGCGCAGAUCAUAGAUGUGGAUGAAAAGAAUCAGAUAAUCACUACAAAUUGCUGGUUGAAUUUG
Molecule: messenger RNA, 591 nt
Organism: Saccostrea cuccullata (small rock oyster)
Lineage: Eukaryota; Metazoa; Mollusca; Bivalvia; Ostreida; Ostreidae
Product: acetylcholine receptor subunit beta-like 1
Exons: 4
Biological process (GO): monoatomic ion transport
Cellular component (GO): membrane
Molecular function (GO): extracellular ligand-gated monoatomic ion channel activity
Source: RefSeq, a predicted model, not a curated record